UUGCAUGAACCAAUUCUAAUUGCUAAUUUCCGCGUGUCAACAUACUAAGCCUCCAAAUCAUCACAAUCCAAUCCAAUCCAACAAAAAUGAAAUACACAAGAACACAUGUAAACCACUAAAUGGUUGACUUCAUAUCUAAAAAUGAUCCAAGUGGGACCCAAAAUAGAUAAGGUGUACUAGUAAGAGUAUGAAACAAAAUCACCCCAUUGGAGAUCGGAGAAUCAUCCACCUUACACUUCCUCUUGUCACCAAAACCACCAUUGUUAAGUAACUUCUAGAGAGAGAAAGCAAGCUAGGGAUGGCUCAAGCUAUGGCUUCAAUGGCUGGCUUACGCGGCUCAACUCAAGCUGUUUUAGAAGGAAGCCUUCAAAUUAGCGGCUCUAACCGGCUAAGUGGGCCCAUUUCAACCCGUAUUGCUGUUCCUAAAACAGGCCUAAUUGUCCGAGUCCAGCAAGUUUCAGCAGAGAGUACGGAGACAAGUCGUCGGGCUGUUUUGAGCCUGGUUGCUGUUGGUAUUGCUUCUGGAUCGUUUGUUAAGGCUGUUCUUGCUGAUGCUAAGCCCAUUGCUAUUGGCCCACCUCCUCCACCGUCGGGUGGUCUUCCUGGAACAUUGAACUCAGACCAAGCAAGAGACGGUAGUUUACCCUACACGAAGGAUAGGUUUUACCUUCAACCAUUGCCUCCAACAGAGGCAAUCCAAAGAGUAAAGGAUUCAGCUAAAGAAAUCAUUGGUGUCAAGGGUUUGAUCGACAAGAAGGCAUGGCCAUACGUCCAAAAUGAUCUUCGAACAAAGGCUGAGUACCUUCGUUUUGACCUUAAAACCGUUAUCUCAGCUAAGCCUAAAGAUGAGAAGAAAUCUCUCCAAGACCUCACUAAAAAGCUCUUUGAUGAUAUCAACAAUUUGGACCAUGCGGCAAAGAUAAAGAGCACUCCAGAGGCGGAGAAAUACUAUGCUCAAACUGUAUCUAGCUUAAAUGACAUUCUUGCUAAGCUUGGUUAAUUGUAUUAUUUUUUGUUUUUUUUUUCUCAAGAUAAUGUAUGACAUUCAAGUUUAUUUUAGUCUUUUCUAAGAAUUUUUUUUUCAUGUUUAUAUAUUAUCAUAUAAUAAAUCUCGUUUUUAAAUAAAAUAUUACAGAUUAUGUUUACAA
Molecule: messenger RNA, 1148 nt
Organism: Amaranthus tricolor (Joseph's coat)
Lineage: Eukaryota; Viridiplantae; Streptophyta; Magnoliopsida; Caryophyllales; Amaranthaceae
Product: oxygen-evolving enhancer protein 3, chloroplastic-like
Exons: 3
Coding region: 299-1000 (233 amino acids)
Biological process (GO): photosynthetic electron transport chain; photosynthesis
Cellular component (GO): chloroplast; photosystem II; photosystem II oxygen evolving complex
Molecular function (GO): calcium ion binding
Source: RefSeq, a predicted model, not a curated record